Molecule: messenger RNA, 728 nt
Organism: Pisolithus orientalis
Lineage: Eukaryota; Fungi; Basidiomycota; Agaricomycetes; Boletales; Pisolithaceae
Product: HSF-type DNA-binding-domain-containing protein
Exons: 4
Coding region: 170-676 (168 amino acids)
Biological process (GO): regulation of DNA-templated transcription
Molecular function (GO): sequence-specific DNA binding; DNA-binding transcription factor activity
Source: RefSeq, a predicted model, not a curated record
GUUUCCGCCUGAGACUUGCAUCGUUCCUUUGACCCCACACUUCCCCCUCUGAUCCGAUACACCCAAGCCAGUGUCCGCACCUCCCCCUCCCCUCCCAGCUCCACCUGCCCCCGUCAGCUCGUCUCGCUCCAACACCAACACCCUCCCGCCUCUCAAUCUGCCAAAUUGCAUGACUCCCUACCUUCACUCGUCUCCACUGCCAUCCUGGCCCACGUCCCUCCAUCGAACUUCUAGCUCUCACGAAGACAUCCUCCCCGCAUCUGGCCCACUCCAUCCACGACAACAACACCCCUCUUCGCUUUCCAUCCACCAAAUCACACCUGCCCGACAAUUCAAACGCGAACAACUGCAACAACCUCCGCCAUCACCCCCACCCCCUCCCGCUCUACCACAAUCUCAAAAGAACAGCGAUGACAACAUGCCAGCGACCAGCGACUUCCUCAAGAAACUGUACAAGAUACUUGAGGAUCAGUCCUUCCCACACAUAGUAUCAUGCGGUCCAAAUGGUGGUUGCUUUGUCGUAAAGGACAUGAACGACUUCACGAAAUCAAUCCUCCCUCGCAUGUUUAAACACUCUGAUUUUGCCUCGUUUAUCAGGCGGCUGAACAAAUAUGACUUGCACAAGGUCAAAAAUACCGAUGACACCCAAUUUGGUGAACACUCGUGGACAUUUUGACAUCCUGACUUCCACGCUGACCGGCGAGAAGCCCUGGAAAACAUGAAACGCA